Centruroides sculpturatus (bark scorpion) is the source of this 1267-nucleotide messenger RNA. RefSeq names its product homeobox protein GBX-2-like. Gene Ontology annotation, biological process: regulation of transcription by RNA polymerase II; regulation of nervous system development. NCBI's taxonomy places the organism in Eukaryota, Metazoa, Arthropoda, Arachnida, Scorpiones, Buthidae. The record is from RefSeq and is a predicted model, not a curated record. Gene Ontology annotation, cellular component: nucleus. The transcript is spliced from 3 exons. Gene Ontology annotation, molecular function: RNA polymerase II transcription regulatory region sequence-specific DNA binding; DNA-binding transcription factor activity, RNA polymerase II-specific. The coding region runs from base 241 to 1083 and encodes 280 amino acids.
GUGGAUUAGGUGGGCCCUCUCGUGCUUCGGACGCAGUUGUUUACUUUCCAUUCUCAGAAUGCACGUGACGCGACUCGGCCAAUAGCUAGAAAAUAACCCGUUAUCUUCAAAUGUAAGCGACCAAUAAGAAGAGAGUUGAUGUUGGAAUCGGCAACUAGGUCACGCCACUUCUCCUAGUGAGAAAGAAUGACACGUUGUUAGGCCUAAACACCGUUAACUGAUACAGUUAAGUGACUGCCCAUGCAGCAGGCGAAAACCACCAGGACAUCUUUCUCCGUAGACUCACUCGUGUCGCCAACAAGACCCGCAACGGCUGCUCUUCCGGUGCCGCUCUUCUAUAAUGGAUUGGUAUAUUUUCCUCAUCCGGCCGGACUAGUGCCCGUCCUCCCUCUGACAUCGGGCCCUGUUGUUUGUCGAACACCUCCCCGGCCUUGCCUCGGACCUUCGGCAUCGGCUUUCCCCGGUUCGGUUUUAGGUCUUCCUGGACCGAAAGAAGGAGUGUCGCCCUUCGAUCUAGAAUCUGAACAUUCCUGCUCUGGACUUCCACAUCCCGAUCGGAGUUCUCCUUCGGAAUCUGUAUCCGAAUCCGUCGACUAUAAUCUCGGAGUGCCGUUCACGCCAGCAAACAACUCAUCUAGUCGUCAGAAUGCAGCAUCCCCGCCAUCUUCUGAGUCGGAAUCUCCCCGUUCCAAUUGUCAACCUAAUAAAUCAAGACGAAGAAGAACAGCAUUUACAAGUGAACAAUUAUUAGAAUUGGAGAAGGAAUUUCAUUCCAAAAAAUACUUAUCACUAACAGAAAGGUCCCAAAUAGCUCAUUCCUUAAAACUCAGCGAAGUUCAAGUGAAGAUUUGGUUUCAAAACAGAAGGGCGAAAUGGAAAAGAGUAAAAGCUGGACUAUCUUCUGGAAGAUCAUCUAGUAAUCCAAAUGCACCCAAAAUUGUCGUACCAAUUCCCGUACACGUGAAUAGAAUGGCGAUUAGAAGUCAACAUCAACAAUUAGAAAAAACAGCCAGUGCUAGGUUAAGAAGCUCUAUGACAGGACAUUUUCUCCCUCUUUUGUCACCAACCCAAGCUGCAACAUGACUCUUAAAUGAUUUAAUUCGCGAGUGCAAUGGAAGAUUAUUUGAGUUUCGCACAUUUCGGAUUCGUACAUUCCAUCUAGCUGGCCAAAAUGUGAAUGAAAAAAUUAGGUAAUAGCCAUUUUGACGGAACUAUGUAACAUAGUAAUGUACUUUAUAUAUGUUUAAAAAUAAAAUUUGUUUUUGAA